GUACUGAUCACGUGGUCCCUCUCUGCAAGGUGUUUUUAACAUAGUGCUUGGACAAACCAAGAGUCGAUAGACCACAGAGUCCAUGCAUCCAUCAACCAAACUAACACAAUGUGGAUACACCUCCAAAAAUCUUAAAAACAGUAAUGAGGGGAAAAAGAGAGAGGGAAGAAAAACAGCAUAUAAUUAGCUUUGGCACAGCUCGUGAAAAAUUACAUGAUUGAUGAUGAAGAGCGAUCGUUUGAGUGUGGCAGUGUGUCAACAUCACACCCUGUGAGUGUCGAGAUAAUGUCAGUACUUGCUGUAAAACUUCCUUCUCUUCCAGAGGCCGUGCAGGAAGAAGACACAACUGCUGCAGAGGAGGAGCCCAGUGAAGAACAAGAUGGAGAAGGGGAAGAAGAGGAUGGAGAAGGAGAAGAGGAGGAAGCCAAACCAAAAUUCAAGCCAUUUAUCAUGCCAAACCUCAUUCCACCUAAGAUCCCAGAUGGAGAGAAGGUGGAUUUUGAUGACAUACAUCGUAAAAGGAUGGAGAAGGACCUGAUGGAGCUUCAGACUUUGAUUGAAGUUCACUUUGAAAGCAGGAAGAAAGAAGAAGAGGAGCUCAUUCAUCUCAAGGAGAGGAUUGAGAAGCGUCGUUCUGAGCGUGCAGAGCAGCAAAGAAUCCGCAGCGAGAGAGAGAAAGAGAGACAGAAGCGUCUUGAGGAGGAGAGAGCCCGUAAGGAGGAAGAGGAGGCCAAGAGGAGAGCAGAGGACGAUGCAAAGAAGAAGAAAACCCUGACCAGCCUCCACUUUGGAGGGUACAUGCAGAAGUUGACAGAGAAACGGAGCGGUAAGAGGCAGACUGAGAGAGAGAAGAAGAAGAAGAUCCUGAGUGAAAGACGCAAAUCUCUGGACAUUGAGAACAUGAACCAGGAUAAACUCAAGGACAAAGCUAAUGAGCUGUGGGAGUGGAUGUACGAGCUGGAGGCAGAGAAGUUUGAACUGCAGUACCAGUUCUCCAGGCAGAAAUAUGAGAUUAAUGUGCUGAGGAAUCGUGUCAGCGAUCAUCAGAAAACAUCAAAGAGGAGCAAGAGAGGCCUAAGGAAAUAGAUGCUGAAAUGCUGAGUGAGCAGUGUCACCAUCAGCCCUGUCCUGCAGCCAUUGCGUCAAACCCUAGUCCCACCCAUCUCCCUAAACCACCACCUGCAGUACAGAUUAUAGCCAGUUAUCCAGCUUCUUCUCACUCUUUUAUUCCUCUUUUUUCCUCCCCAUCCUUUGAAUGAUUAGAUAUUCUGUAUUUAAUGGUGUAAAUAAAACCAUCUCAGUUUGA
Messenger RNA from Seriola aureovittata, 1306 nucleotides. RefSeq names its product troponin T type 2a (cardiac) (gene tnnt2a). The transcript has 11 exons. Gene Ontology annotation, molecular function: tropomyosin binding; troponin C binding; troponin I binding. Gene Ontology annotation, cellular component: troponin complex. NCBI's taxonomy places the organism in Eukaryota, Metazoa, Chordata, Actinopteri, Carangiformes, Carangidae. Gene Ontology annotation, biological process: regulation of muscle contraction; cardiac muscle contraction; sarcomere organization. The record is from RefSeq and is a predicted model, not a curated record. The coding region runs from base 214 to 1086 and encodes 290 amino acids.